Messenger RNA from Talaromyces rugulosus, 1767 nucleotides. RefSeq lists its product as uncharacterized. Bases 1 to 1767 code for a protein of 588 amino acids. NCBI's taxonomy places the organism in Eukaryota, Fungi, Ascomycota, Eurotiomycetes, Eurotiales, Trichocomaceae. The transcript has 4 exons. The record is from RefSeq and is a predicted model, not a curated record. Gene Ontology annotation, molecular function: metal ion binding.
AUGUUUGAUGAACGUGAACUCGCUGGUCUUACUGACCAACUUAGCGACUACAUCCUAACUAGUCAACAUCAUCGUGAUGGCCAGGAUAAACUGGUCAAUAACUUCCAGCAGCUGAUUACCGACUAUCGGCAGCUGCGAAGCGACUACGAAGAGGAGAAAGAGUCACGCGAGAAGUACAAGCAACUGGCCCGUGGUCAGGAGCGGGAUCCUUUCGUGCUGGUUCUGGUCGACGGAGAUAGUUAUAUCUUCCGCGACCAAUACAUCAAAGCCGGUACCAGCGGUGGCGUAAGCGCUGCCCAGGCCCUGAACAACGGCAUCAAGGAGAUGCUGCACUCACGCAUGUCUCCCGACGAAGCUGACCAGUGUCGAGUCAUGGUCCGCAUCUAUGCCAACCUGGCCGGACUUUCCAAGGCCCUGGCCAAAGCAGGACUCGCCGGACAGGAGGCUCGAUCGCUGGCACCAUUUACGUCCAGCUUUACGCGAGCUGGGGAGUUGUUCGACUUUGUAGACGCGGGCGACAAAAAGGACGCCGCGGACUUCAAAGUUCGAGAAAUGUUCCGCCUUUUCGCCGACAACAGCCAGUGCAAGCAUAUCUUCUUUGCAGGCUGCCACGAUGUCGGCUAUCUCUCGGUGCUCACCCCAUACCGGGGCAAAUCCGAUCGAGUCACCCUGCUCAAGGCAGGAGCUUUCCACUCCGAGUUCUCCAGCCUGGAUCUACCGGUUAGGGAGCUACGGACCUGUUUCCGGUCGACGCCUCUGCCGGGCAUCGUUUCUACUUCUCCUCCAAAGACCCUUGGCGCUACUCCUGGUGUGAAGAAGUCCUGCGCAUAUUAUCCAAAGGGCUCCUGCAAGUACGGGGAUAGCUGCUUGAACGAGCAUGCCGCAAACCCGGCCAACCCCGAAAACCAGGAGAACUCGGAGAAGCCGGAGAAGGUGGAGAAGCUGGAGAAACUGGAGAAGCUCGAGAAGCUCGAGAAGCCAGAAAAGCCAGAGAAGUCUGAGAAGUCUGAGAAGCGACUGACUGGUUUAAAGCUUCUCGACAAGUACCCGGCCCUCUCACUCCGCUCGACUUCCGGAACCCUCGCCAUCUCCAAGCCCUCGGCCGUGCUCCCCAAGACCCGGCCCAUCGACGCUUCUAUCCAGGGAAAGAUUAUCCCCGUCAAUAAGAACGGCGAUCGGCUUGAAAUAUUUUUGGAGAAGCCCAGCAUAGAGGCAUGGAAGGCCUACAACUUGCGCAAGGAAGAGCACAAGGUGUGCAACAGCUACCACCUGUCGGGACACUGCGAGAUCGGUCCGGACUGUGAGCUAGACCACCGUGAGCUCAGCCCGCUGGCCCUGAUGACACUGCAGCACAUUCUGAAGAAGAACCCCUGCGUUGUGGGUUCCGCAUGCCGUCACCCGACCUGCUAUGUCGGACACGUCUGCCAGAUUGAUGACUGCCAGGGGGGUUCUGGCUGCCGCUUUAAAGCGGAUAGGCAUAUACAGAACUUCGACUUUAAGGUAGCCAAGUGGGUAGAGCCGGAAGCUACUCCUGCUCCUCCUCCUGCUGCUGCUGUCCCUCCUUCUACUGUCCCCUCUGCUGCUGUCUCUCUUGUUGCUGAUGCCCCCCCUGCUGCGAUUGCUCCUGCUACGGCUGAGUCCGGUGUAAAUAACAGCCCCGGCGCCAUUAUUCUACAGGAAAACGUACCUGGAGUGCCCGCGGCCAAUGUACGCCGCCCUACCCGUUGUAUUCUAGACGAGGAUAUGAUCGACAUUCAGAGUUUCUGA